Symsagittifera roscoffensis is the source of this 1637-nucleotide messenger RNA. RefSeq lists its product as uncharacterized. The transcript has 2 exons. Lineage: Eukaryota; Metazoa; Xenacoelomorpha; Acoela; Convolutidae. Bases 10 to 963 code for a protein of 317 amino acids. The record is from RefSeq and is a predicted model, not a curated record.
AGAAUAGUAAUGGAGUUCGUGUUAAAUCUCAAUAUACCACACAAGUCGGUGUUCGGAUAUCUUGAUUGUCAUAUUCUUGACUCAGUAACAGGAAAACGAAUCGGUAGUAUCAUGAUAACUAACAAGGAUAAUGACGAGGACGACGGUGUUCUGAAUUAUGACCUGAAUAGAGUUAUUUCAACUAAGAAGUAUUCUGCUGCUGCGAGAUCAUCUUUCAGCAGUGACAAAACUAUAGAAGACAUGGGGAUAAAAAGAGAUAAAAUUCGAAAGUAUGACGAACAAUCAGACUCAGAGUAUAGCCAGCGCAGUUUCCAGAAAGAACCACCAAAAUGUCGGCGGCGGAAGUUAGGGCAUUGUAAAGUUGAUUUGCCUUCUAGUCGACAGGAAGCGAGCAAAGACAACGAUAACAUAUCAGUUUCAUCUCAGUCCAUUGAAACUGAAACGGAUUCAGUUUCAUCCAGAUUUGAGCACAAAAUAUUUACCGAAGAAUCAAAUUGUGCUAAAUCCUAUUCCAGCUCAAAUAGGUCAGAUACUCCUCCAGCGCGAACUCCUAGGAGAAAAUAUGGCUACCCUGCCUUACAGUCUGUCAAUGCAAGUUGCAGUUCUAAGAAAAAGGCUACGGAGUCUGAAAAAAUAGGACGCAAAUCAUCAGACAGGUCGACAAAAAGUUUAGAUUUUGAAAACUUGACAAAAGAUUUUCAUAAAUUGUGCGGCUUGCGUAAACGCUCUCCAAAUAGUGCCGAGAUCUCACCGUAUUGUUUUUGCAGAGAUUCCCAUGAAUUUUCAUGUCGCUACUGUAUGUUUUCUUCAACAACAGAGUCGACCAUGAAGAGACAUAUUUCAAUACACGGAUCUGCGAACUACAUGCCACAUAAAGCUAAAAAGUCUAUUUGUAAGAAGCACACCUAUACACGCACUACCUUUAAGUCCAGUUGGAAGAAGUCAGAGUCCUCAUUGAGUUGAUGGAGAGCCGAAGGAACGAGCAGUAAAGGAGAUGAAGACUCGAUUACAUUCCAAAUCUGGAAUGGCGAAUCUAUUGGUUUAUUGCUGUAGUCACUACCCUCAAAGGAUUUAAAGUAUGGACUUAACAUCACAGCAAAGGAAACCAUUAAAACAGACCAAUGGCCAACUCUAUGUUGAUCUCACAUACCGAUCCUAGUCACAUGGCAUUUCACACGGAAAGGUAAAACUUCAUCUUGCACGUAGUCUCGCUCUAAGCUUAACGAAACCGAUACAUUUUCGCAUCGAUCUAAAGUCUUGACACGAUCACCCAAGACGACCCACGAUCAAACGAGACCCUCCUUUGGAAUACGAACAGCUGUUCUUCCUCUCUCUACUUUAACAUCUACAUCUCUCUCCUCUUCACGAAGUCACUGCUCCAACCUCUCAAAGAAAAAUACUUCACCCGUCCUUCACUACAAUAAACAAUUAAAAACAAAAACUCUCUGAACCCCGGAUGGGUGGAACCAGUUCUAAACUUAGUGUUUAUAAACCAAUUAAAUUAUUGAUAAAUCUAUCCCUAUAAAAAAUAGUAAGUAACCAAUCACAUUCCAUCACUAACAUUGACACUCAGUUGUAAGUGCUGAAACUACGUGUAGUUUCAGCACCACAACAAUUUGAAUAAAUCUUAUACUACA